Messenger RNA from Penaeus vannamei (Pacific white shrimp), 489 nucleotides. The record is from RefSeq and is a predicted model, not a curated record. Lineage: Eukaryota; Metazoa; Arthropoda; Malacostraca; Decapoda; Penaeidae.
AUGCCGGAGGGACACUCGGAGGUGACCAGUGGGGACGCCUAUCGCCAGGUGCCCAGGGGAGGAGGGGCCAAGGGGGAGGGGAAGGAGGAUGCUCCCCAGCCGCUCUACCAGCCUCUCUCCCCAGCCCUCUCUCCCAACCACUCUCCCACCCACUCUCCCACUCCUCUCCCAGAUGCUCCCCCAGCCACUCUCCCUCCCCUCUCCCAACCACUCUCCCACUCCUCUCCAGAUGCUCCCCAGCCACUCUCCCAGCGCGCCACUCUCCCAGAUACUCUCCCAGCUGCUCUCCCAGAUACUCCCCCAGCCGCUCUCCCCAGCUACUCCCCAGCCGCUCUCCCAGCUACUCCCCCAGCCGCCUCUCCCCAGCCACUCCCCCAGCCGCUCUCCCCAGCCACUCCCCAGCCGCUCUCCCAACCUCUCUCCCCCUCCUCCCUCGCCUCUCUCCCCCAGCCGCUCUCCCCGCCCUCCAAAGCCCACCAGAAGACGUGA